Perca fluviatilis (European perch) is the source of this 12075-nucleotide messenger RNA. It is a transcript of the gene wdfy3, whose product is annotated as WD repeat and FYVE domain containing 3. The coding region runs from base 215 to 11038 and encodes 3607 amino acids. The record is from RefSeq and is a predicted model, not a curated record. The transcript is spliced from 68 exons. Lineage: Eukaryota; Metazoa; Chordata; Actinopteri; Perciformes; Percidae. Gene Ontology annotation, molecular function: protein binding; metal ion binding.
ACACACACACAGUACGCCGGCUGGCGAACAAAGCCCCUGGCACUGCCAAUAAAGACAAACCAUGCCUCCGUGCUUAGCCUCUCCUCUUUUCACGCCACUGUGAAGGCCAUUCUCGUCGCCUUUCCUUAUCAGAAAGACGCCAGUUUUUAGAGGAAGACGUGUCGUCUUGAUAUAGUGGAAUAUUUUUUGUCUUUUCUGCUGCUGAUGAGUUGAGAUGCUGGCCGAGCGCAGAGAGAACAGCAGGGCUGCUUUUGCCCUUACAAAGCCGCUCAAGAUGAACAUGGUGAAGAGGAUCAUGGGGCGGCCGAGGCAGGAGGAGUGCAGCCCCCAGGACAAUGCUCUGGGCCUGAUGCACCUGCGACGCCUCUUCUCCGAACUGUGCCACCCUCCUCGCCACAUGACCCAGAAGGAGCAGGAGGAGAAGCUCUACAUGAUGCUUCCCGUAUUCAACAGGGUGUUUGGCAACGCUCCACCCAGCAGCAUGACGGAGAAGUUCUCCGACCUGCUGCAGUUCACCACCCAGGUCUCACGGCUCAUGGUGACCGAGAUCAGACGAAGAGCCUCUAAUAAAUCCACAGAGGCAGCCAGUCGCGCCAUAGUCCAGUUCCUGGAGGUGAACCAGAGUGAGGAGGCGAGUCGUGGCUGGAUGCUCCUGACCACCAUCAACCUGCUGGCCUCCUCCGGACAGAAAACGGUGGACUGCAUGACGACCAUGUCGGUACCCUCCACGCUGGUAAAAUGUCUGUACCUGUUCUUCGACCUGCCUCACAUGGCCGAGGCCCCAUUAGGCCCCACCCCGCAGGCCCCACCCCCACCGCCACCACCACCCAGCCAGGAGAAGACCCCAGGCCAGGGCCACACCCAGCAGGAGCUGCCCCUGGCUGACCGCAGAGUGCUGCUCCAGAAAGUCUUCGUCCAGAUCCUGGUGAAGCUCUGCACCUUUGUGUCUCCGGCUGAAGAGCUGGCCCAAAAGGAUGACCUCCAGCUGCUGUUCAGUGCCAUCACCUCCUGGUGUCCCCCCCACAACCUGCCCUGGAGGAGGAGCGCGGGGGAGGUGCUGACCACCAUCUCCCGACACGGCCUGAGUGUCAACGUGGUCAAAUACAUACACGAGAAGGAAUGCCUGGGUACAUGUGUUCAGAACAUGCAGCAGUCGGAUGAUCUGUCACCGUCUGAGAUUGUGGAGAUGUUCGCCGGCCUCUCCUGCUUCCUCAAGGACUCCAGCGACGUGUCCCAGACCCUGCUGGACGAUUUCCGAAUGUGCCAGGGUUACGCCUUCCUCUGCGACCUCAUGCUCAGACUGGAACAGGCCAAGGAGGACGAAUCGAAAGAUGCACUAAAGGACCUUGUUAACCUGGUCACCUGUCUGACAACUUAUGGGGUGACGGAGCUGAAACCCGCCGGCCUGACAACCGGAGCUCCCUUCCUGCUGCCUGGCUUUGUUCUCCCGCAGCCUUCUGGGAAAGGCCACACAGUGCGUAAUAUCCAGGCUUUUUCGGUGCUUCAGAACGCCUUCCUGAAGGCUAAAACAAACCGUCUGGCGUCCAUGCUACUGGACGCCAUCGGAAACAUCUACUCCUCCGAGCCGGCCAACUACUUCAUCCUGGAGUCGCAGCACACCCUGUCGCAGUUUGCAGAGCGUGUGGCCAAGCUCCCCGAGGCCCAGACUAAGUAUUUUGAGCUCCUUGAGUUUGUCGUCUUCAGCCUCAACUACGUGCCGUGCAAAGAGCUAUUCAGUGUCAGCGUGCUGCUCAAGUCGAGCUCGUCUCACGCCUGCACAAUCACGGCUGUCCGGACGCUGCUGAAGCUGUCCAGGCACGACCCGGUGUUCAGCGACGUUCUGCGGGAGGUCGGCCUGCUCGAGGUGCUGGUCAACCUGCUGCACAAGUACGCUGCCUUGCUCAAAGACCCGGCCACGCAGCAGCAACCACACAAUAAUGACCAAGCUGACUGUAAAAACAACCCAGUAGCAGAGGAGCAGAAGCAGUCGGCCUGGCUGGUGAUGGAGACACUGACUGUGCUCCUGCAGGGCUCUAACACCACCAACACUAAUGCAGCUCUGUUCAGGGAGUUUGGCGGCGCUCGUUGCGUUCACAACAUCGUGAAGUACCGGCAGUGUCGGGAACACGCCCUGCUCAUCAUCCAACAGCUCGUCCUGUCGCCCAGCGGAGAUGACGAUAUGGGAACACUGCUGGGCCUCAUGCACUCGGCACCGCCCAGUGAACUACAGCUGAAGACUGACAUACUGCGGGCUUUGUUAGCGGUUUUGCGUGAGAGCCACCGCACCCGGACGGUGUUCCGCAAGGUGGGCGGCUUUGUCUACGUCACCUCUCUGCUGGUGGCCAUGGAGCGCUCACUGUGCCAGCCGCCGCGACACGGCUGGGAGCGCGUCAACCAGAACCAAGUCUUUGAGCUGCUGCACACCGUCAUCUGCACUCUCACCGCCGCCAUGCGCUACGAGCCCGCCAACUCACACUUCUUCCGCACGGAGAUCCAGUAUGAGAAGCUGGCUGAUGCUAUAAGGCUGCUGGGCUGUUUCUCAGACAUUAAGAAGCUGGGUCCCACAAGCGUUUUCCCCUCCAAUGCUCAGCCUUUCCAGAGGCUGCUGGAGGACGAGGCUGCCCCUGGAGGCUGCGCAGGAGACAGCGUCUGUCCCACACUCAAACACUGCAGCAAACUCUUCAUCUACCUGUACAAGAUGGCCACCGACUCGUUUGACAGUCGUGCGGAGCAGGUUCCUCCCUGCCUGACUCACGAGACCUCGCUGCCCUCACCGUGGGGCACGCCAGCACUCGCCAGGAAGAGACAAGGCUACUACGGUACGUCGGGUCCUCCCGCCCCAGUCAAAGCCCUGACAGACCUGAAGCUCCACUUAGCCAACACCUCCCAUCCCGCUUCCUCCUCGUCCUCGUCUGACAUGGUGGUCAUCCACCCAGGGGCCGUCCUGGCCAUCCUUGACCUGCUGCCCUCCGUCUGCUCCGACAGUCAGCCAGAGCAUGCCCUGGACCUGCAGCUGGCAGUGGCCAACAUCCUCCAGCUCCUGGUGAACAGUGAGAGGAACCAGCAGGUGCUGUGUGAAGCUUGCCUCCACCAGCGGCUGUUGCAGCGCUGCAGCCAGGCCCUGGGCGAUGAGGACCACCCGCUGCACCCUCCGCUGCAGAGGAUGUUUGAGAGGCUGGCUUCGCAGGCCUUGCAGCCGAUGGCACUCCGGGAGUUCUUGCGUCUUGGAAACCCUCUGAACUGCGGCGCCUGGGACAAGAAGCUACUGAAGCAGUACCGGGUUCACAAACCCAGCUCUCUCAGCUACGACGCCGAGAUGAGAAACAGUAUGACCAUGUCCAUGGAGGGCUUCGGUCCUGACAGCGUCUUCGCCACGCCAGCGGAAGACAACGGCCAGUAUCGCAUCAGCCGCAGCCUCGUGCGCUCCGCUGAGGGCAGCACCGUACCCCUCACCCGAGUCAAGUGCCUGGUGUCCAUGACAACGCCCCAUGACAUACGCCUGCACGGCUCGGCCGUCACGCCUUCAUUUGUGGAGUUCGACACCUCGCUGGAGGGCUUCGGGUGCCUGUUUCUGCCCAGCCUGGCUCCACACAACGCUCCCACCAACAACACCAACGCCUCAGGUGUCAGCGACGGAGCAGUGCUGAGCGGGAUGGGUACAGGGGAGCGCUUGUUCCCUCCUCCGUCAGGCCUGAGCUACUCCACCUGGUUCUGCGUCGAGCGUUUCAGCGCGGCUCCACAGGCCCACCCGGUGCGACUGCUGACCGUCGUCCGUCGGGCCACGUCCUCAGAGCAACACUACGUCUGCCUGGCGGUGGUGCUGUCCGCCAAAGAUCGCUCGCUCACCGUCUCCACCAAGGAGGAGCUGCUGCAGACCUACUCAGCGGAUGAGUCGAGUGAAGAAGCCUCCUUCUAUGAGAUCCUUCCCUGCUGUGCUCGUUUCCGCUGCGGCGAGCUGAUCGCCGAGGGCCAGUGGCACCACCUGGUGCUGGUCAUGAGCAAAGGCAUGCUGAAGAACAGCAUGGCCACGCUGUACAUCGACGGCCAGCUCAUCAGCACUGUCAAGCUUCACUACGUCCACAGUGCACCAGGCGGCUCCGGCUCCACCAACCCCCCUGUGCUGAGCACUGUGUACGGGUAUGUGGGGACGCCGCCUGCACAGCGCCAGCUCUCCAGCCUGGUGUGGCGCCUGGGGCCCAGCCACUUCCUGGAGGAGGUCCUGCCCGCCACCAGCGUCGCCGCCAUCUACGAACUGGGACCCAACUACGUGGGCAGCUUCCAGGCCGUCUACCUGCCCUGUAAAGACUCAAAGACAGAGGGAGCACCUGCCUCCCCAGUGGCGUUGGUACCAGAGGAGAAGGUCUCCUUCAGUCUCUAUGCGCUCUCUGUCACUACUCUCUCUGUGGCCAAGAUCAGGAAAGUCUACAACAAACUGGACAGCAAAGCUAUCGCCAAACAGCUGACUGUGUCCUCUCAUGAAAACGCCACUCCGGUCAAGCUGAUUCAUAAUGCCGCCGGCCACCUCAAUGGGCCAGCGCGUACCAUUGGAGCCGCUGUCAUCGGAUAUUUAGGCGUCCGUGUUUUUGUGCCCAAACCCGUGGCCACCAACCUGCAGUAUGUGGGUGGGGCGGCGGCCAUCUUGGGCCUGGUUGCCAUGGCGUCCGAUGUGGAGGGGCUGUAUGCUGCUGUCAAAGCUUUGGUGUGUGUUGUAAAAAGCAACCCUUUGGCCAGUAAGGAGAUGGAGCGCAUCAAAGGCUACCAGCUCCUGGCUAUGCUGCUGAAGAAGAAGCGCUCGCUGCUCAACAGCCACAUCCUCCACCUCACCUUCUCUCUGGUGGGAACAGUUGACAGUGGCCACGAGACCUCCAUCAUUCCCAACUCCACCGCCUUCCAGGACUUGCUCUGUGACUUUGAGGUCUGGCUCCACGCUCCCUACGAGCUCCAUCUGUCUCUGUUUGAGCAUUUCAUCGAACUGCUGACAGAAUCCAGUGAGGCGGCUAAAAAUGCCAAACUGCUGAGGGAGUUCCAGCUGAUCCCCAGACUGCUGCUGACCCUGAGAGACACCUCGCUGUCCCAGCCGACCGUAGCUGCCAUCAGCAACGUGCUCAGUCUGCUGCUGCAGGGCUUCCCCAACCCAUAUGAUCUGCUGAGGUUUGGCCAGUUCAUCUCCUCGACUCUUCCCACAUUCGCCGUGUGUGAGAAGUUUGUCGUCAUGGAAAUCAAUAACGAGGAGAAGAUCGAUGGAGUUAAUGACGAUGAUUUUGGCGGUCUCCUGUCAGCCAACCUCAUUCUGCUGAGAAACCAACUGCUGGACAACCUGCUCAGACUGCUCUUCACCACCAAAGAGAAGUGCACAGUCAAUGCCCAGGCGUGUGAAGAGCUAGUGCGGACGCUGGGCUUUGAUUGGCUCUUGAUGUUCAUGGAGGAACACCUUCACUCGAGCACGGUCACGGCAGCUCUGUGGAUCCUGGUGGUGCUGCUCUCCAACCAAUCCAUCCUUAACCGCUUCAAAGAGGGCCUUUGUGGAGGAGGCUGGCUGGACCACACCGACUCUGUCCUGACCAAUAAGAUCGGCACAGUGCUGGCAGACGCCUCUCCAGACUCUGGCAACGCUUUCCGUCGGAGUUGGCCAUCGUUCAGUAAACAGAAAGCUGCGCAGUUUGUGCGCCUCACUGCCAAGGGCUUCAACGUGGGCCGCAGUGCUGGUGGGCGCUCAACGGUGCGAGAGAUCAACCGGGACGCUUGCCACUUCCCAGGAUUGCCUGUGCUGCAGACCCUGCUGCCCAAACACACCAACGUGCCGGAGCUCUACUUCCUGCUCAUGGCGCUGUUCCUGCAGCAGCCCGUCACCGAGCUGCCAGACAGCCUGCAGGUACAUUUUGACCUGGACUCCCUCUGGACGUUCAUCUUUGGCAUACCGGCGUCCAGUGGGACAGUAGUGGCCUCCAUCCACAAUGUGUACACAGAGGCGGCCUUCCUGCUGCUGGCCAUGCUGCGCAGCAUGCUCAACCUGCCGUGGCAGUCAGAGGAGGAAGGCUCCUGGCUGAGGGAGUACCCGGUCACCCUCAUGCAGUUCUUUAGGUAUCUUUACCACAACGUGCCCGACCUGGCACCGAUGUGGCACAGUGCAGAGUUCCUCUGUGCCCUGGCAGCAUCUGUCUUCCCUUUCAACAUCAGGCCCUACUCUGAGAUGGUCAGUGAUCUGGACGACGAGGCGGGGUCUCCCACCGAGGAGUUCAAGGGCUUCACUGGGGACUCGGGUAUGAACCGCAGCCAGUCUGAAUACUGUAACGUGGGCUCCAAGACGUCCCUGACCAACCACCCAGCCAAGAAGUACGUCUUUGACUUCAUGAGGGUCCUGAUCAUGGACAACCUCUGUAUGACCCCGGCCAGCAAGCAGACACCCAUCAUUGACCUGCUGCUGGAGGCCUCCCCGGACCGCUCCACUAGAACUCAGCAGAAGGAGUUUCAGUCCAACAUCCUGGACGGCGUCAUGGAGCAUCUUCUGGCCGCUGAUGUCCUUCUAGGUGAAGAUGCCUCUCUGCCCCUCAGCAGUGGAGGCAGUUAUCAGAUUCUGGUCAACAACGUCUUCUACUUUAGCCAGCGGGUGGUGGACAAGCUGUGGCAGGGCAUGUUCAACAAGGACUCCAAGCUGGUGGUGGACUUCAUCGUGCAGCUCAUAGGACAGUCUAAAAGGCGUUCCCAGGGCCUUUCCCUCGACACCAUCUACCACUGUCUGAACCGGACGGUGCUCUACCAGCUCUGUCGACCCCACAAGACGGUAGCCCAGCAGGUGGCCCUGCUGGACGCCCUGCGGGUCCUGACCGUCAACCGCAACCUGGUGCUCGGGCCGGGCAACCACGACCAGGACUUUGUGGCGUGCCUGGCUCACUGCUUUAUCUGCCUGCACAGUGGGAGCAGCGUGGAGGGCUUCGGUCUGGAGGCGGAGGCCAGGAUGACAACCUGGCAUGUCAUGAUGCCCACGGAGAACGAGGCUGACGCUACGCACAGCCAUGACGUCAGCGAGGGGCGGCAGCUGCUGCUGAAGGCGGUGAACCGGGUGUGGACGGAGCUGAUGCACAGCAAGCGCCAGAUGCUCGAGGACAUAUUCAAAGUGUCUCUGCCCUGCAACGACAGAGGCCACGUGGACAUCGCCACGGCCCGACCCGCCCUGGAGGAGCCGGCCCUGAAGAGCUGGCAGAACCACCUGGUCCAUGAGAAGAAGUGUAUCAGUCGUGGUGAGGCGGUGGUGCCGGCAACCCAGUCCAAACUUUCCAGAGUCAGCAGCGGCUUCGGCCUCUCCAAGCUGACCGGCGUCCGCCGCAACAAGAGGGACAACAGCCUGAACAAGAACAGCCUUUCGGCACAGGAGACUUUCCAGUGGAUGUUCACACACAUCGCUGUUGUCCGAGACUUGGUGGCCAUGCAGUAUAAAGAAUAUCAAGAGCGGCAGCAGAACGCCCUCAAGUACGUGACAGAGGAGUGGGCGUCCAUCGAAUACGAGCUGCUGCGUGAACGGGGGCUCUGGGGCCCACCCAUCGGCUCCCACCUGGAUAAGUUUGUGCUGGAGAUGACGGAGGGGCCCUGCCGGAUGAGGAAGAAGAUGGUCCGCAAUGACUUGUUCUACAUCCACUACCCAUACAUCCCUGAGAUGGAGCCAAACACCAACUCAGCACAGAAGCCUCUCCGUUACCGGCGAGCCAUCAGCUACGACAGUAAGGAGUACUUUGUGCGUUUGCUGUCUGGAAACCCUGGCAUGUACCAGCACUCCGUGGAGCACAGCACAGAGGGAGAGACCACGCAGCAUGAGCCCGAGCACGGAGAGGACACCAUCGCAAGAGUCAAAGGCCUGGUGAAGGCUCCUCUGAAGAGGUCUCGGUCCACAGCGGACGGGGCAGACGAGGACAGUCAGGAGCAGCUUCAGGAGCAGCUGUUGGAGUCAGGAGGCCCGGAGGAGGAGCAGAGGACCGACAACACGUCCCUGCUGCGCCUCCUGGAGGAGGGAGAGAAGAUUCAGCACAUGUACCGCUGUGCCAGGGUUCAGGGUCUGGACACCAGCGAGGGUCUGCUGCUGUUUGGGAAAGAGCACUUCUACGUCAUCGACGGCUACACCAUGACCGUGUCCAGGGAGAUCAGGGACAUCGACACGCUGCCCGCCAAUUUGCAUGAGGCCAUCAUCCCCAGAGGAGCGAGACAGGGACAGAGUCUACUGAAGAGAACCUGCAGCAUCUUCGCCUACGAGGACAUCAAGGAAGUGCACAAGAGACGCUACCUGCUGCAGCCUAUGGCAGUAGAAGUCUUCUCAGCAGAUGGGAGAAACUACUUGUUAGCCUUCCAGAAAGGAGUCCGCAACAAAGUUUACCAAAGGUUCUUGGCAGUGGUGCCUUCACUGGCCGACAGCUCAGAGUCGGUUUCAGGCCAGAGGCCCAACACCAGCGUCGAACAAGGAUCUGGGCUCCUCAGCACGCUGGUCGGUGAAAAGUCAGUGACUCAGAGAUGGGAGCGAGGAGAGAUCAGUAAUUUCCAGUACCUGAUGCAUCUGAACACGUUGGCAGGACGAUCCUACAACGACCUGAUGCAGUAUCCCGUCUUCCCCUGGAUCCUGGCCGACUUCGACUCAGAGGAACUGGACCUGAACAACCCCAAGACGUUCCGUAACCUCGCCAAGCCGAUGGGCGCCCAGACUGACGACAGACUGACACAGUACAAGAAGAGGUACAAGGACUGGGAAGACCCCAAUGGUGAAACCCCAGCAUACCACUACGGCACGCACUACUCAUCAGCCAUGAUCGUAGCCUCUUAUCUUGUUCGGAUGGAGCCCUUCACACAGAUCUUCCUCAGACUUCAGGGAGGUCAUUUUGACCUGGCUGACAGGAUGUUCCACAGCGUGCGUGAAGCCUGGCUCUCGGCCUCCAAACACAACAUGGCCGACGUCAAAGAGCUCAUCCCCGAGUUCUUCUAUCUGCCCGAGUUCUUGCUCAACGCUAACAACUUCGACCUGGGCGCCAAGCAGAACGGCACCAAGCUGGGUGACGUCAUCCUGCCGCCUUGGGCCAAGGGCGACCCCCGAGAGUUCAUCAGAGUCCACAGAGAUGCGUUGGAGUGCGACUAUGUAUCGGCCCACCUCCACGAAUGGAUCGACCUGAUUUUCGGCUACAAGCAGCAGGGUCCGCCGGCCGUGGAGGCGGUCAACGUCUUCCACCACCUGUUCUACGAGGGUCAGGUGGACAUCUACAACAUCAACGACCCGCUCAAAGAGACGGCCACCAUCGGCUUCAUCAACAACUUUGGGCAAAUCCCCAAACAGCUGUUUAAAAAGCCCCAUCCUCCUAAACGGGUACGCAGCAAAGCCAACGGUGACAUCACGAGCAUUCCUCCAAAUUUCAACAGCGACAAGAUCUUCUUCCAUCAUCUGGACAAUCUCAGACCUUCUCUAGCACCUGUCAAAGAGCUGAAGGAGCCUGUGGGACAGAUCGUGUGCACCGACAAGGGCAUACUUGCCGUGGAGCAAAACAAAGUUCUGGUUCCCCCGACCUGGAGCAAGACCUUCGCCUGGGGCUAUGCCGACCUCAGCUGUCGUCUGGCUAACUAUGAAUCUGACAAGGCGUUGGUGGUGUACGAGUGUCUGUCCGAGUGGGGUCAGGUCCUCUGUGCCAUAUGUCCAAACCUGAAGCUGGUUAUCACCGGUGGCACCAGCACCGCCAUCUGUGUGUGGGAGACAGGAGCCUCCAAGGAGAGGGCCAAGUCACUUACACUCAAACAGGCAUUACUGGGCCACACGGACGCCGUAACGUGUCUGACAGCAUCGUCAGCGUACCACAUUAUUGUCAGUGGCUCGCGGGAUCGAACCUGCAUCAUCUGGGACCUUAACAAGCUUUCAUUCGUCACGCAGCUCAGGGGACACCGGGCACCCGUCUCUGCUCUGUGUAUCAAUGAACUGACGGGGGACAUCGUGUCCUGCGCAGGCACAUACAUUCACGUGUGGAGCAUUAACGGCAGCCCCAUCGCCAGCGCCAACACCUUCACAGGGCGCAGCCAGCAGAUCCUGUGCUGCUGCGUCUCGGAGAUGAACGAGUGGGACACGCAGAACGUCAUCGUUACAGGACACUCGGAUGGCGUUGUCAGGUUUUGGAGAAUGGAGUUCCUCCAAGUCCCAGAAACCCCUGCUCCAGAGCCGGUAGAGCCAGAUGUGCCUGACUGCUGUGGUGAGGAGAAAAUCGAGGGUGGCGAGACUCACAACGGCGACGAGGACAGCAGCGAGUCGGACGGAGACGAGCCCAGUCUGAGCCAGGAGCCCAAAGCGCCACGCAACCCCUCGACAGGUGGAGGCAGCCAACCGGGCAGCGCCGUCCACAAACCCAGAGGUCCUUCAGCCCGAACGGGAGCUUCGUGGUCGAUGGACAGCAGCUCUGACGACUCUCACCGCUGGUCAGACACCCUUAGCAUCGACGAGAAGGACGGCUUUGUGUUCGUCAACUACUCUGAGGGCCAAACUAGGGUCCCUCACCCUCACCCUCAUCCUCACCCUCACCCGACUCAUCCAGGCCAGGGCUCAGUGCCACAGCCCUCCACCAUGGACGCACGGACGUAUAACCAGCUCAGGGCCGGCUACAGAUGGGAGCGCCAGCUUGUCUUCCGGAGCAAACUCACCAUGCACACGGCAUUUGAUCGCAAGGACAACGCUCAACCAGCAGAGAUCACGUCCCUCGCCAUCUCCAAGGACCACAGUAAGAUCCUGGUGGGCGAUGGUCGCGGCCGAGUCUUCAGCUGGUCGGUGAGCGACCAGCCGGGCCGCUCGGCGGCCGACCACUGGGUGAAGGACGAGGUGGUUGACAGCUGCUCCGGCUGCACGGUGCGCUUCUCCCUCACCGAGCGACGCCACCACUGCAGGAACUGCGGGCAGCUCUUCUGCCAAAAGUGCAGUCGCUUCCAAUCAGAGAUCAAAAGGCUGAAGAUCUCGUCACCGGUGCGAGUUUGUCAGAACUGUUACUACAACCUUCAACAUGAGCGAAGCGCCGAGGACGGCUGCAGAAACUGAGCUCCACCUCCACCCGGAAGAAACCCCCAUCCUGCUGCGGACUCGGAAAGUGAGGAGCAUUUCAUUCCUCCAACUGCCUUGUCGUUCCCUCAACGCCGCUCACGUAUCCCAAAACGCUCUCCCUCCAACCCCCCCUUCUAUCCUAUAUCUCGUACGUCCAGUAACCAACAUGUACUGUAACACUGACAGCUUGUAACAGGAGGGAAAGUCGGCUGUCUCAGCAAACGAGGUGGGGAAAAAAACGAUGAAAACAGAUUGAAAGGAAAUGGAAAAAAAACAAACAAAAAAAAACUCAAUCACCACUUUUACCACCUGCACUCACCUGGAGGAAGAAAAAAGAAGAAAAAAAACCUUGAUUCGGCACGCCUGAAUCAAUCACUCACCAUUUUUGCUUUGAGACAGGGAAACAGGGAAAACUCCUUCCUCUUUCACCGUAAGACAUAACAAACUUGUUAAUAUUGUAAAUACUUAUCAUGGCCUUUUUAACUGUAAGAGGAACAGACAGAACAAAAGAUAAGGUCAAUGAGGAAAAAACAAAAACAUAUUGCCUGUAACAUAGCGUUGUGACUAACCACUCCUGGCUUUAAAAAAAAAAAGAAAAGAAAUUGAUUGUGUGUAGUCUGCGUCACGAGUCACGGCGAGUCCAGAGGAAGGGAUAUGAAUGUCAAUAAUUAAUGUCUGUGGGUUGACUUUACUAGUGAGUCUAGUUAUGCAAAAUUACUUAUUUUUAAUUUCCUGAUCAUUUUUUGUAGUUGUUGUUUACAAAGUUUAUUUUCUGCGUGUUGCCCACAGUGUCAAGCCAUCACCAUCAUAGAGAGAUUUUGUAUCCCUUUUUUUUGCCAAAUUGUUUUGAUGUAUAAAUUAUGAUUUUUUUUUUUUUCUUUAUAAUCGGUCCUUUAUAUGAAUUCCCAUUUGGAGAAUUGUUGUUGCUGCUGUCUAAAGACUGGACACAUUAUCAUUUCAGAUUUUACUUUGAUUUUAUUUUUAAACCAUAUCGCUCAGUUUAUUUCAAGAUCAUCAUGGGUUCAUCAUCUGUG